Molecule: messenger RNA, 1284 nt
Organism: Bursaphelenchus xylophilus (pine wood nematode)
Lineage: Eukaryota; Metazoa; Nematoda; Chromadorea; Rhabditida; Aphelenchoididae
Source: the annotation of a GenBank genome assembly
AUGUUCCGCACCCUGAUGACAACUCCCGAAGUUCUUAGGUAGGUCCAAAUAUCAGUUUUUGUCAAGUGUAAUGCCCAUCUCUUCAGUUAUCUGUUAGCAUUAUGUUCCCAGACACUGUUGUGUGUGUUGGGAACGGUGCUGAACAUCGUAUGUCUGUUCGCCUUUAUGACCGCCUUCACUCACGCGUACUAUCGGAAGACAUCUCUUUUGAUAUAUCUGGUAGCUCUCAGCAUCUGCAAUACCUUGCAGUUGACGCUUUCCGUAUUUGUCAUCAUACUGCCGGCCACAGAACAGGUAAUUAAUUAUAAACUUUAUAGUUAUAACCACCACUUUUGUGACGGUUAAAAAAUCAAUGGCGAUUGAUUUCAGUUUAUGGAUGACCAACAAUAUCCUUAUGAAUACGAACUGCUAAGAUCGUUCAAUAACAGAACCCUUUCUAUUACAUAUCCCUUGCUAAUGUCUGCAAAUUAUGCUUCGAUUUGGAUAUUGACGUUGAUCUGUGCCCAAAGAUACCAAUCGAUUUGUCAUCCCAGUUCCCCAUGGAAGCGAAGACUGAGUAUCUUUAGGAACAGUAAUCUUUGUGUGGGUGUGGCUGUGAUUCUCUCGUUAGGUAAGUAGCGUAUCUGCCCAAUGGCGACCUUAGACUCGUUGUUUAGUAUGCAACCUGCCUCGUUAUUGGGAAUUACACGGAAUCCGUGACUAUCUUCUAUACAAGAUCAUCCAGGAGGGAAUCAUCUACGGUUUUGUUGUAUACGGCGCCCCCAUGACUUUGCUCAUUUGGCUCAACUACAACACCAUAAGGAUUGUCAGACAUCAUGAUGUACGUAUAACUCCGAUGACUCGUGCUUUAACAUAUCUUUUCAGGAUAUUCCCCUUCGCCCAUCAGCUGAACACCGGACCGCAUUGAUGACCAGUUCCGUGUUUAUUUUGUUCUUUCUGUGUACAACUUUGUCUGCUUCCCUCAGACUGAUAAUGUGAGAGACGCCCCCAGGGCAUGCCAUUUUAUUAUGACGUUGUUUUAAUUAAAUUACUCUUGUCUGUUUCAGAAUUGUCACGGAACAUUCGCUGAAGCAUCUGGACGAUAUUUGGUUGGUGGAUUUGAGCAAUCUGCUGAUGAAUGCGAAUGCCAUCACCAUGCCCGUGGUCUGUUUCAUCUUCACUCGGGGCUUCAGGGAUCUCUUCUUUGUGAUCAGAUAUCCGGCCACAGGAGCGUCGUGUCCUCGUCGCUUCUUGUCAUCCAGUCUUCGGAAGAAAUCGAGUCAAUUCUUGCAGCCACUGACUUAA